Aspergillus eucalypticola CBS 122712 is the source of this 613-nucleotide messenger RNA. RefSeq lists its product as uncharacterized. The record is from RefSeq and is a predicted model, not a curated record. The transcript is spliced from 2 exons. The coding region runs from base 75 to 443 and encodes 122 amino acids. NCBI's taxonomy places the organism in Eukaryota, Fungi, Ascomycota, Eurotiomycetes, Eurotiales, Aspergillaceae.
CUGACAGGCAUGGCACAGACCGCAAAAGCUUACCACAUCCACUCCCGAUCUCCUUGACUGAACACCAAGAUUAUAUGGCCAACAUCAGCAUCGUGGAAGCCGACCACGAAAGGGUCGAAUUCCCCACCACAGUCAACGGUCUCCCCACCGGAUUCCCACCAGUCUUAGCACGACGUGGAGUACCCGAAUUCAUGUGGGAUCAAGACAUGUACAUCAUCCGGCAUAUGGCAGAAAGGCUCUCUAAAGACCAAAAUAGGGAGAUAGUUCUGGUGUGUUUCACAUGCGGGCUGUCGAUUUGUUUUUACGGUGCCGCGGUGGAUCGGUUUAAUGAUCGACUGCGAACCUAUGUUGAUGGGAUGAAUGCGAGGUAUGCACCGUAUGGGGUUGUUUGGGAGAUGAGAUGGAUUCCAUAUUGUGGGACUUUCAUGUCUUAUGAGACUUAGCUGUUUGGUGUACGUGCAUGGGUAGGGGAUGUGUGAGGAGGGGGGUUGGAAGUUCUGGUUCAGGAGCUGAAAAUAGAUACCUAGCCAGUAUUGAGCGAGUUAAUGCUAUGUGGAUUCCAUUGUGAUUGGCUUAUGCUAGGUCUCAACGAUGGGACAUAAUUGCGAUCGAC